Messenger RNA from Rhea pennata, 1686 nucleotides. RefSeq names its product 5-hydroxytryptamine receptor 7 (gene HTR7). Gene Ontology annotation, cellular component: plasma membrane; dendrite. Gene Ontology annotation, biological process: G protein-coupled receptor signaling pathway, coupled to cyclic nucleotide second messenger; circadian rhythm; chemical synaptic transmission. The coding region runs from base 1 to 1275 and encodes 424 amino acids. The transcript has 2 exons. Gene Ontology annotation, molecular function: neurotransmitter receptor activity; G protein-coupled serotonin receptor activity. NCBI's taxonomy places the organism in Eukaryota, Metazoa, Chordata, Aves, Rheiformes, Rheidae. The record is from RefSeq and is a predicted model, not a curated record.
AUGGUCGUCGCCGCCAACAGCAGCCACCUCUACGGUAACCUCCGGCCCUUCGCGCUGGAGGACCCGCGGGCGCUGGGCAGCUGGAGGAUGAUCGGCGGCUCCUGGCCGCCGCGCCUGGUGAAGCUCGCCCCGGCGGGCGCCCCGUCGGCGCUGCCCACGGCGAGCCCCCUCUCGCACAACGACUCGCAGUGCGGCGAGCAGAUCCUCAGCUACGGCAACGUCGAGAAAGUUGUCAUCGGCGCCGUCCUGUCUCUCAUCACCCUGCUGACCAUCGCCGGCAACUGCCUGGUGGUCAUCUCGGUGUGCUUCGUGAAGAAGCUGCGGCAGCCCUCCAACUAUCUCAUCGUCUCGCUGGCCCUGGCCGACCUCUCGGUGGCCCUGGCCGUGAUGCCCUUCGUCAGCGUCACCGACCUCAUCGGCGGCGAGUGGAUCUUCGGGCGCCUCUUCUGCAACGUCUUCAUCGCCAUGGACGUCAUGUGCUGCACGGCCUCCAUCAUGACCCUCUGCGUGAUAAGUAUUGACAGGUACUUGGGAAUAACAAGACCUCUUACGUAUCCUGUCAGGCAGAACGGAAAGUUUAUGGCCAAAAUGAUCCUGUGUGUAUGGCUCUUAUCUGCCUCUAUCACCAUACCCCCACUCUUCGGUUGGGCCCAAAAUGUAAACGAUGAAAAGGUUUGCUUGAUCAGUCAAGACUUUGGCUACACAAUUUACUCCACUGCGGUUGCGUUUUACAUUCCAAUGUCAGUGAUGCUUUUCAUGUACUACCGGAUUUACAAAGCUGCCAAGAGGAGCGCUGCGAAACACAAGUUUGCUGGUUUUCCCCGGCCAGAAGAAAUGGAAGGAAUAUCUAUGAAUGGAGUUGUUAAACUGCACAAAGAAUCUGAAGAAUGUACUAACUUUUCACGACUCCUUAAGCAUGACAGGAAAAACAUUUCCAUCUUUAAAAGAGAACAGAAAGCUGCCACUACCCUUGGAAUUAUUGUUGGGGCUUUUACUGUGUGCUGGCUGCCAUUUUUCCUCCUCUCCACUGCCAGGCCCUUCAUCUGUGGCACAGCAUGCAGCUGUAUCCCACUGUGGGUAGAGAGAACAUUUCUAUGGUUGGGUUACGCAAACUCUCUCAUUAACCCUUUUAUAUAUGCCUUCUUCAAUCGGGACCUGAGGACAACUUACCGCAACCUACUGCAAUGCAGAUAUAGGAAUAUCAACCGGAAACUGUCAGCUGCAGGCAUGCAUGAGGCUCUGAAGCUUGCAGAAAAGCCAGAAUUUGUUCUGUAAGGUCACUUGCCCUUUAUUAUGAUAAUUUAUUGUUUUAUCACAUUAACUUUUUCCCUCAAAUUUGAAAAAAAGAGUUACUGGAAUAACCAGCCUUCUUGAGCACUGUUAACACAGUCAUCAAGAAACUGGAAGGUAGCAAGGCAAAUUCAUGUACAAGCCAGCAGUCAUAAUAAGCCUGGAGAAACAAGAAGAAAAUCGAAAGAACUUGGGUGUAAGGAAAGGGAACUUGAGUAGUGGAUACCAGAGAGGGGAAGGAUAAAAGGUGGUGCAGAAUUUCUGGGUUGCUGGUGAGGAAAGAGAGAAGUCAACUUAACUCUUUGGUUUGACCCUUAGCCCCAAACAACUUCUAGCAGCUCUGGAUAUUGGAUGCAUCGUGUAUCCUAAAAGUUUUUGCUGUAAUAAAGACCUGAA